Messenger RNA from Penicillium paradoxum, 906 nucleotides. RefSeq lists its product as uncharacterized. Lineage: Eukaryota; Fungi; Ascomycota; Eurotiomycetes; Eurotiales; Aspergillaceae. The coding region runs from base 1 to 906 and encodes 301 amino acids. The record is from RefSeq and is a predicted model, not a curated record. The transcript has 2 exons.
AUGAGUCCCAAGAUCGGUGUCUUCCCUGCAUCCGGAGGCCUUGGAACAAGCAUCGUGAACCACCUAGCAAAACUCGUCCCAGCAUCCGACCUAAUCCUAAUCGCACGAAGUCCCGAAAGACUGAAUGAUCUCCAAAAUGCCGGCGCGACCGUACGCAAGGCAGACUACGACGAGCCAUCCACCCUGGACAAUGCAUUCCAAGACGUGGAUAUCCUGAUGUUAAUCUCCUACGCAUCAUUCGAAAUAGACCACCGAGUUAAGGCCCACCACCUCGCAAUCAACGCAGCCAUCAACAGCAAGGUCAAACACAUCUUCUACUCCUCCCUCGGCUUCGGCGGCAAUCUGAACAACCACACCGUCGCCCACGUAAUGGGCGCACACGUCGCAACAGAGAAUUACCUCUCCUUCCUUCAAGAUAAAACAACCUACACCAACAUCCGCGAGGGCCUCUACUCUGAAUCCUUCCCAAUCUACACAGCCUGGUUCGACCCCCAACAUCCAGCCGACGAAAUCACCAUUCCGCACUCUGGUUCAGGCCCAGGCGUGGCGUGGGUAAAACGCGACGAGCUGGGGGAAGCAACAGCCAAGUUGAUUGUCUCGUAUAUCAAUGAGCCGAGCAAGUUUGAGUAUCUGAAUAAGACACUUCUAUUAUCUGGAUCACGGGAGAUAUCACUUGCAGAAACGGUUGAGAUUCUUGGUCGAUCUGUUGGUAAGGAUCUUCGGAUCCGGGAGAUCUCGGUGGAUGAGUACGUCAGGCUUCCGCAGAUUGGGGAUAAGCAUACGUAUCAUGGGGUCGAUUUGUCGAGGGAGUGGGCUACGGCUUGGGAGGCUAUCAGGCUAGGAGAGACUGCGGUUGUGUCGCCGGUUCUUGGGGGAGAUUUUGGGCAGGGAGCCGGAGAGUUAUGA